AAUAUUAAUUUAGCUUUUGGGACAAGAAAUAUCUGGAACAAAUGCAACAGGAGAAACGAUUUGAAAUGCAUGUAAAGAAGAGGGAUAUUAAUAGGAAUAAUACUACCUCUAAUAACCAGAAUAUUAGUUCCUGGUGUCUGGGAUAUUUCCCUCCAAAUUUUAUAGGAGAUUUAAAGCAGACCCAAAUGAAGAUGGAUCCCAAGUCUAACAAGAUUUAUGCUGUAGAGGAGAUCACUCAGAAAAAGAAGAAUAUUAAAUUAGGCAAUAUCUAUGAAGAAAAUGUAGGUACUCAAACUCAGCACUUUGAAGGUCAGGAAAUAGGUGGGCCUAAUAAGAACCAAGUAGUCAUGUAUUACUCAAAUAAACUCUUCUACAUAAUUCCUCUUGAGAAGAGUUAUACUUUCAAAAAGCAGCUGUCUCAUGUGGAAUUUUUAUUCCAAGAGGAGCUACUGAAUUUUAGUAAUGAUCCAGAGUAUGCUCAAACUAAUCUCAAACAUCGUAAAAAGGCUAAUGAAGUGAGAAAGCCAGAGCCGAUCUAG
This is a messenger RNA of Moneuplotes crassus, 539 nucleotides long. Lineage: Eukaryota; Ciliophora; Spirotrichea; Euplotida; Euplotidae. The record is from the annotation of a GenBank genome assembly.